Molecule: messenger RNA, 339 nt
Organism: Funneliformis geosporum
Lineage: Eukaryota; Fungi; Glomeromycota; Glomeromycetes; Glomerales; Glomeraceae
Source: the annotation of a GenBank genome assembly
AUGGAUCUUUCUUGGUGUCCUGUGUGCGAUAAACACACGUUUGCUGUUGAAAAUUUAUAUUGUAGUGAAGCAUGCCGGAAAAAAGACAAAUUAUCUACUUUAAAUGAAAAAUGUUGUUAUGACUUUCCAAGAUGUUCUUCGCGAAAACCAUAUCAAUAUCCUUUCUAUUCUCCGAACCAUUCGCCGGAAUCAUCUCCAAGUUCUUCACCAAUGUUACAUCCAACUCACAAUACGACGAGUUACGAAACUUCUCCAACAGAUCUUUUACUUUACGAAAAUCAUAAUUAUUCUUAUUAUAAUUCAACGCAUUCAUUAAUAAUGAAAAUACAAAAAAAAUAA